CUGCUUCCUCUCCUGCCACCUCCUCCACUGACUCCACUAACACCGUCCAUGCUACUAACGCCAGCACCCACGUCCUCCCUCCCAUCACUCCAUCCCCACCCACCAUCCCUGCCACUAGCUUGUCUCUAACCAUCAGCGCCGCCUCUACCAGAACAACCAGCUCCUCCUCCUCUGCUCAACAGACAACCAGCAGCACCACAACAGUUUCAUCUGCUCCCACUAACAUCCCAGCUACUAACCCCACAGGGCCUGCUCUGCCUCAGUUGGAGUUGUUCGACCCACAGUUCAAUUCUUCAGUGGUCAGUGAGUCGGUUCACUCUGAUCAGAGUGUUUUGACCCUCCCAGAGGAAACAGAUCUGCUGAAUCAGACGGACAUUGGCUUUAAAUCCAAGUCCACAGCUGGAGGUUGGGCCUCUGAAGGCACCCUGGUGGUGCUCCAGGGAAACACUGAUACAAUGGAACCACUCUCUCCUUCUUUGUCUGCCACUUCUUCGCGAUCCUCAAUUCGCUUCCUUUCAACUUUGAGUUCCCUUUUCCAUAGCCUUGACAACCUGCUGCUCACUCCGUCUCCAGAAAUGUUUCCUGCUACCACAGUGAUGCAAGCUGCUAGGAUGACAGGAAGGGUGGUGGGGGAGGACACUGCAGUGUCUUCUUCCUCCCCCUCCCCUGAUCCCAGGUUUGAGAACUCUCUCAUCUUGGCUCUGACGUCUUCAUCUGGGUCACAGUGGAGUCUGCAGCAAACUAUUUCCUACACUGAUGACCAGGUGAACACAAACACAGCCACUGCUGCUCACAAUGAUGGACUGAAUCACCCCACUCCCCCUUUGUCGACUCCUCUUUUCAUAGCACCUACCCAGACUCUCCGCAGCAGCCGGACUACACGACCCGGCACUGAAACCUCCCCGCACACCUCAGGGCGGGAUUAUUUGCUCCACUUAGGCUUUACACAAACUAACACAGAGCACCUCGGCCGUCUGAUCCCCACACAUGGUUCAAUGCUCACACACUCAGGAGCUCAGACACAUGUGAACAGGGUUUCAGAUGCGACAACCCUCACCCCUCCUUUUUUCUCUCUUCACACCUCCCCUAUCUAUUCUGCCACACCAUCUCUCGCUCAUCUCCUCCCCAGCUGGGUGCCAUUGUCAGCAGUGUCUGCCAGCAUGGCGGAGGCAGAGAUUGGCUCCUUGUCUCCCACUCUGCCGGCUGCUGGCUUCCAUCUGCCCACAAUGACCCAGUCUCCCCUGGACAACCAUUUGCAGUCCCCCCAAUCUUCCAGAGCAUGUCCUUUUAGCCAUUCAGCAGAGUCACUCCACGUUAUCACAGCUAGCCAAUCACCUCCUGACCGAGCUUCCACGUCCCUCGAGGACAAAUUCAGCCUUGUUUCUGCUGAGGUGCAUGACAAGGAUGAGUUUUUGGCAGAGCUCACAAACACAGGCACAGUGUCCUCCCUCGAGACUUUCAAAAAUCAAUCUACAGCUGGGAUACCGUCACAUCUCUCUACCUUAUUUGACCCUGCAGAUGUUGUUCCAAAAAUCCACAUUGCAGAGGAGCGUGCCGUAGCUGUGGGUCUGUCUUCAGCAGUGAACACCAGUCACAGUGUUACUCAGGAUCGGCGGCCUCCAGAAGGCCACAGUUCAUCCGACCCACGGAUCUCCAACUGUGGAUUUAACUGCCAAACCCUCAUUGCCAUGCCAAUCUACUCGUGUCAGGCUCUGCUGGUUUAUUAUUUCAUCGCUAACGAGAGUCUGGGUGAAGCUGCUGUCUCCGCCCGGCUGAGCAGCAGAGAGGGACUCAUGGCUGCCGCUGGGCUGCAGAUCAAACACGCCUCCAAGGACGUUCAGUUAAUUGAAAACUGUCCAGAGGAGAAUCCUCUUCCUUAUCGCUGGCCUGAGAGUCGACCCACCGUGACCCGAUACCUGCCCUGCUUCCCCAACAAGGACCAGAGCACGUCCAGGACCUGUUUGAUCGACCCUCAGAACUACUCCUCCUACUGGUCGGCUGCAGACUCCAGUAACUGCACGGACAUCGACACCAUCGAGGUGUCAGCAGAAAACGCAGCUGAGGUGGCGGAGCAGCUCGCUAACAUCACCAACACGGAGCUGCCCAGCGAGGAGGUGUCCAAAGUGGUGACGAAGGUCCAGGAGCUGGUGAACGUGGCAAAGAUCAACGUGACUCUGGCGAACACAGUCGUCACCAUCAUCUCUAACGUGAUGAGCAGCUCUGAGACGGCGCUCGCUGCCACGUCUGAGAAGGCUCUGAAGACGGUGGACGAGUUGGUCCAGAAGAUCGAGUUCGAGGGUCCGUCCCUCAGCAUCAGCUCCAGACACUUGGCUCUGGGGAUAUCGAACCUGAACGCCACUGUGUUCAACGGCACAUCCUUCAGCGCCUUCAUUCCCCCGAACGCCACCGACCCGCAGAUUGUGUUUGAGUCCGAGCGGCUCCACCCUCUGGCUCAGGUCACCCUCCCCUCCUCGCUGCUGUCCAGUGUCUCUCUGAGCGAGUCCGAGCGCUCGUCUCUGUCCAGGAUCAACUUCAUGUUCUUCAAGAAGACCAGUCUGUUCCAGAGGGAGCAGGACGGGCGCUCUCUCAACAGUUACGUUGUGGCGAGCACUGUCGGAAACCUCUCCAUCAGAGGCCUGACGGAGCCGGUGGAGAUUGAGAUCGCUCACAUCUCCGAACAGUUCUCCUCCCGUCCAGUUUGUAUGUUCUGGGACUUCAGCCUCAACAAUGGCGCUGGAGGUUGGAACGGAGACGGCUGCAGAGUGUCCAAAGAAUCCAGCAGCAACAAAACCAUCUGUCUGUGUGAUCACCUGACACACUUCGGCAUCCUCAUGGACAUCUCAGGAGUUUCAGCCCACAUAGAUUCAAGGAACAACAAGAUCCUGACCUUCAUCACCUACAUCGGCUGCGGCAUCUCCGCCAUCUUCUCUGCCGCCACACUGCUCACCUACAUCGCCUUCGAAAAGAUUCGACGUGACUACCCGUCUAAGAUCCUGAUGAACCUCAGCGCGUCCUUACUCUUCCUGAACAUGGUCUUCCUGCUGGACGGCUGGUUGGCCAGUCUGGAGAAGCACUGGCUGUGCUUGUCCGUGGCCGUCUUCCUGCACUACUUCCUGCUGACCUCCUUCACCUGGAUGGGCUUAGAGUCCGUCCACAUGUACAUCGCCCUGGUCAAGGUCUUCAACACCUACAUACGACGAUACAUCCUCAAGUUCUGCAUCGUCGGCUGGGGUCUCCCGGCGGUGGUGGUGGGGAUCGUCGUUGCGGUGGAUAAAAACUCUUACGGGCUGCAGGAGUACGGCAAAGGAAGGUCAGGAGACGGAUCCUCGGAGCU
Molecule: messenger RNA, 3334 nt
Organism: Paralichthys olivaceus (Japanese flounder)
Lineage: Eukaryota; Metazoa; Chordata; Actinopteri; Pleuronectiformes; Paralichthyidae
Source: RefSeq, a predicted model, not a curated record